UAGGGCACCCGAGCCGGAAGCGGCGGCUGGAGAACGCAAAAGCCCCUCCUCUUCCUCUCUGAAGCGCCUGUCCCAAAACUAGGGUCUCCGAUGCUGCUGCGUUCCCGUAAAGAAAUGAUGGGACAUCCUGGCAUGCCUCAUUACCCACCCAUGGGAAUGCAUCCUAUGGGCCAAAGACCACCUAAUAUGCCUCCAGUAUCUCAUGGAAUGAUGCCUCAAAUGAUGCCUCCAAUGGGAGGACCACAGAUGGGACAGAUGCCUGGAAUGAUGCAGUCAGUGAUGCCUGGAAUGAUGGCUCCUCAUAUGUCUCAUGCUCCCAUGCAGCCUCCAGGACCGCCAGGAGUGAACAGUAUGGAUUCUCAAAUUGGUUUAGCUCCCCCUGGAACUCAGCCCACACCUCCAGUAGUUUGUUCAGUGCCACAAACCACACCAAUUAAUAGCUCUACUAAUGAGGAACCUUCCAAGCAGAAAUCUAUGUGGUCAGAGCAUAAAUCACCAGAUGGAAGAACAUACUACUACAAUACUGAGACAAAGCAGUCUACAUGGGAGAAGCCAGAUGAUCUUAAAACACCUGCAGAGCAAAUGUUGUCAAAAUGUCCAUGGAAAGAAUAUAAAUCUGAUUCUGGGAAGCCAUACUACUACAACUCCCAAACAAAAGAGUCGCGCUGGGCGAAACCAAAAGAACUUGAAGACCUUGAAGCAAUGAUUAAAGCAGAAGAAAAUAGUGGGAAACCGGAAGAAUCUGUUCCAGCAUCAUCUGCUGCUAUUGCACCAGGAGUUACAAAUGCUGCUGCCACUGUUCCUGAAACACCUGCAGCUGUACCUUCAGCUCCUGCUGUUCCUCCUGUUGUGUCAGCUCCUGAAGCGGAGCCUUCUGCUGUUGCAGUUGUAGAGAGUGAAAAUCGAGUCCCUGCUUCAGGUGAUGAGCAGGUGCAGCCAACAGCUCCUGUUGCACCAGAACAGACUGCAGAAAUUGUCACAAACUCUGUAGAAGACACUUCUAAGCAAGAAUCCUCAGAUGUUGCCCCCAAAAAAGAAGAGGAGGAAGCCCAGCCGGUUAAAAAAACCUAUACUUGGAAUACGAAAGAAGAAGCUAAGCAAGCAUUUAAAGAGCUGUUGAAAGAAAAGCGUGUACCAUCCAGUGCUUCUUGGGAGCAAGCUAUGAAAAUGAUAAUUAAUGAUCCAAGAUACAGCGCUUUGGCAAAGCUAAGUGAGAAAAAACAAGCUUUUAAUGCUUACAAAGUCCAGACAGGAAAAGAAGAAAAAGAAGAAGCAAGAUUAAAAUACAAAGAAGCAAAAGAAUCUUUUCAGCGUUUCCUUGAAAAUCAUGAGAAGAUGACAUCCACAACUAGAUACAAAAAAGCUGAACAAAUGUUUGGAGAAAUGGAAGUCUGGAAUGCAAUAUCAGAACGUGAUCGCCUUGAAAUCUAUGAAGAUGUCCUGUUCUUCCUAUCAAAAAAAGAAAAAGAACAGGCCAAACAGUUAAAGAAGAGGAACUGGGAGGCACUGAAGAAUAUUCUGGACAACAUGGCUAAUGUUACGUAUUGCACUACUUGGUCAGAAGCUCAACAGUAUCUGAUGGACAAUCCCACAUUUGCAGAAGAUGAGGAACUUCAGAACAUGGAUAAAGAGGAUGCAUUGAUCUGUUUUGAAGAACAUAUAAGGGCUUUGGAAAAGGAAGAAGAGGAAGAGAAACAAAAGAGCUUACUCAGGGAAAGGCGGCGGCAACGUAAAAACCGAGAAUCUUUCCAGAUAUUUUUGGAUGAGCUACAUGAACAUGGCCAGUUGCAUUCAAUGUCCUCAUGGAUGGAGUUAUAUCCAACUAUAAGUUCUGAUAUUAGGUUUACUAACAUGCUUGGUCAACCUGGCUCAACAGCACUUGAUCUCUUCAAAUUUUAUGUUGAGGAUCUAAAAGCACGCUAUCAUGAUGAAAAAAAGAUAAUAAAAGACAUUUUAAAGGACAAAGGAUUUGUAGUUGAAGUGAAUACUUCUUUUGAAGAGUUUGUCACAGUUAUCAGUUCCACUAAAAGAGCUACCACAUUAGAUGCUGGAAAUAUCAAACUGGCUUUCAAUAGUCUGCUGGAAAAAGCAGAAGCCCGUGAACGUGAGAGAGAGAAAGAAGAAGCUCGCAAAAUGAAACGAAAAGAGUCUGCUUUUAAGAGCAUGUUAAAACAAGCAACACCUCCUAUCGAAAUGGAUGCAGUUUGGGAAGAUAUUCGGGAAAGAUUUGUGAAAGAACCAGCAUUUGAAGAUAUCACAUUAGAAUCAGAAAGAAAAAGAAUAUUUAAAGAUUUCAUUUAUUUACUAGAGCAUGAAUGUCAGCAUCAUCAUUCAAAGAACAAGAAACAUUCUAAAAAAUCAAAGAAGCAUCACAGAAAGAGGUCUCGCUCUCGCUCGGGUUCAGAAUCUGAGGAUGAUGACAGCCACUCAAAGAAAAAGAGGCAACGCUCAGACUCCCGAUCGGUUUCUGAACACUCCUCCAGUGCGGAGUCUGAGAGAAGUUACAAGAAGUCAAAAAAACAUAAAAAGAAGAGCAAAAAAAGGAGACACAAGUCUGAUUCCCCUGAAUCAGAUGCUGAUAGAGAAAGAGACAAAAAAGAGAGAGAAAAUGAAAAGGAAAGAAGUAGACAAAGAUCUGAGUCUAAGCAUAAAUCACCUCCUAAGAAGCGACCUGGGAAAGAUUCUGGCAAUUGGGAUACCUCUGGUAGCGAAUUAAGUGAAGGUGAAUUAGAAAAACAAAGAAGGACCCUCUUGGAGCAACUGGACGAAGAUCAAUAAGAAAAUAUUUAUACCAAAUAUGUUUACAAUGUGAUUUAAUAAAAAAAAAUAUAAAUGACUGAUUUCAGGGAAUGGAUUCCCAUAUUCUGAGUUCCACUGGCACAGCAAUGGCUUUCCAGUUCAACUGUGUAAUUAAAUAGCUCAAUUACCAUUACAUGCCUGGCAGCAAAUUGGCAGAAUUUUCUGUUCUGAAAAGCUAGGCAGUCUGUAUAUACCCCAUACACCUUGACAUUCUCCUGAGAGCACAUUCAGAUGAGCAGAUAAUUUUUAUUUUUUGAGCCGUUUCAAGAGCGGCUUGGAAAAGUACUUGAGCUUUUCAGGUCUCUACAUCCUGUAUGGAACAGCAAUGUUAGAAAAGCUUAAAUCUUUGUUUCUGUGUCACAUAAGGUCUUCUAAGAGGUGGGAAGAGGUGGUUUCUUUGGAAAGAUGAUGUGAUUUUCUUGUUGCUCCACUGCUGUUUUUUUAAUGAUUCUUUUUUUUUCUUUGCAAAUGGAGGAAAAGGAAAAAAAUAUUUUUCUUGAUUUACGGUAGUACACAAACCAGGGUUGGGUUUUUGUGCAUUACCUUGCUGGCCAAACUAAUGCUAGUGAUUUCUGUUGAUUUGACUUUAGUUUGAAAUGUACAAGUUUCAUUCUGAGGUGCAUUUUUAGUGUCAUAUUUUAAAACUGUGAAAAAUAGGCGAUUAAUUAAAAUCUUAAUAGGCCCUUAAUUAUACAGGCAUUAAAAUUGGCUGAUGUGAUAACAUAGCUACCCUUUUUUAUUAGAGGAUAAAAAUCUGAUAUAUGUGGAAAAAAGAAAUAAAAAUAAAAUUGGCAGUGGGCAUUAUUUUAGUAUCAAUCCAGUGUUACAGAAAACCAGAGUGUAAAUUAAUUGCAAUCUGUUGCCUUAAGGACUUCCUGAAGAAUGUACCACCAAAUUCCGAAAAGCAGCUGCAAUACUCUCUUGUCUAGGAAAUCAGUGUCGAGAUUAAUACUUUUUACUUUUGAGACAUGUUGACCUGAUGUUUAAAAACUUUGUCUCAUUUUGUUGUGUUCUUUUUCCUUUGUACUAAAUGGCUUAUUACUAGCCUUGAUCAGAUGAAUACUUUCUGCCCUAUACAUUCUAGAGUAUUGACUACUGUGGUACAGACUCUAAAAUCUUUCUGAUUUGAAUAUUUUUGUACAUUUUUAUCACUUAUUAAACCUUGUCUUUUAGCGUGUA
Messenger RNA from Pogona vitticeps (central bearded dragon), 3978 nucleotides. NCBI's taxonomy places the organism in Eukaryota, Metazoa, Chordata, Lepidosauria, Squamata, Agamidae. The record is from RefSeq and is a predicted model, not a curated record.